This is a messenger RNA of Serpula lacrymans var. lacrymans S7.9, 1094 nucleotides long. RefSeq lists its product as uncharacterized. Lineage: Eukaryota; Fungi; Basidiomycota; Agaricomycetes; Boletales; Serpulaceae. The transcript has 4 exons. Bases 22 to 978 code for a protein of 318 amino acids. The record is from RefSeq and is a predicted model, not a curated record.
GCGUUCCCUACACCAACAGCCAUGAUCCUUAGACGUCUCCAACCUCUUCUACAUCCACAACCACGCUGCUACAAACUUUCUUUCACACACAGGAAUGUACCGCGCGCCAGGUAUCGCGCCAGUAUCAUUACACCAUCCCGUGCCAUUCAAACUGGACCAUUUCAAGUCACAUCCUCUGUCUGCGCAUCAAAAGACCCUAGUCUGGUACACAUGACAUCAGGGAUUAUGCCCUCUAUGUUCUCUCCUUCAGAACCAGAGCCCUCGGAACAAGAUGACAUAUCUGAUCAGGAGUGGGAAAUCCGAACAGGUCGUGCGAUCUACAUCCUCCAGCAAACCCUUCCAAAAUUUUUUCACCUGGGCCUCGUGGCUCACAUUGACCCAAGUAAAGCACCCGUCAUUGCAGAAGCGUCAGGGAAAGGAGACGUGGAGAGCAUAUAUAGUGCUAAAGUACGGCUGUUGUAUACGCCUCCUGUUCCCCUGCCUUCCCCAUUUCCAAGAACACUGCAUAUAGAAGGUUUGCCGUUAUAUAUGGCUUCUUCUGUGUUCAUUCGACACACCAUGAAGACGCUUUACUCUGAUUUACACGUGACAUUGCGGAAAAUGACAGUGCAGUCUGCUGCAUCAUCACAAGCUAAGAGCGAGGAGCCAUAUGCAAAACGCGAGAAAAACUUUCAUCGAAGGGAAAAGAGUUUAUUUGUGAGCUUGUGCGUCACAGGAACUACGCGAGUGAGUGGUGGUCGGGGGCAAUGGGAAAUUGACUCAACCUACGGUUUUUCGCCUAUAUCUGGACUCAUCCAUACUCACACCAUUAACUCGAUCCAGCCCGCUCCUCAUCAGGCUGUUUACGAUACUCUAAGAUCCUCGUUGAUGAGUGUCUUUGGAAUAAGUGGUGGUGAACCAGGGACCAUCAGACCUGAAGAAGUGAGGGUUAGUGGUGCAAAAUUCAAAUGUGAGGGGCCAGCACGUAAAUAUGAGUGAGAUCGAUGGAGGUUUUCGAGGUGAGGAUACUCUGGCGGGGUAUGCUGUACCAUUCUCGUCACUUAAUUUUAAUACCAAUUGUGAUGUAACAUGCGUUUUUCAUGUACACCAUACAU